Hypoxylon fragiforme is the source of this 1149-nucleotide messenger RNA. Its product is annotated as U1 small nuclear ribonucleoprotein of 70kDa MW N terminal-domain-containing protein. Gene Ontology annotation, molecular function: mRNA binding; U1 snRNA binding. Gene Ontology annotation, biological process: mRNA splicing, via spliceosome. Lineage: Eukaryota; Fungi; Ascomycota; Sordariomycetes; Xylariales; Hypoxylaceae. Gene Ontology annotation, cellular component: U1 snRNP; U2-type prespliceosome; precatalytic spliceosome. Bases 1 to 1149 code for a protein of 382 amino acids. The record is from RefSeq and is a predicted model, not a curated record. The transcript has 4 exons.
AUGACGGAUAAAUUACCUCCAAAUCUCCUCGCGCUCUUCGCCCCGCGACCUCCUUUGCGAUGGGUGCCUCCUCCCGACUUUGCCCCCGAGCAACGAAAGACGCAUUCUAUCACUGGACUGGCCGAAUACCGUAAAGUGCUUGCCGAUUAUAAGGAUAAUGAUGGAUACGUCCCUACCGAGAGUUGGCUGCAGAUGCGCGACAGGAAGAAGCUUGAGAAGAAGGCUCAGCAAGAAGACUUGCUGACCGAACUACCAAUACAUUAUAAACCCAAUGAGGACCCAAACAUCCGUGGCGACCCGUUCAAGACCCUCAUUGUUGCUCGACUGAGUUACGAUGCCACGGAACAUGAUCUUGAGAAAGAAUUUGGUCGCUUCGGGCCAAUUGAGCGUAUUCGUAUCGUGUCCGAUACCCACGCCAACGAAAAGCCUAACAAGAAAAAGAAGCCCCAUCGGGGAUACGCCUUUGUAGUUUUUGAACGCGAGAAAGAUAUGAGAGCUGCUUUAGAUGGUUGCGAUGGAAUCCGCAUCAGAGACCGCCGCAUUAAGGUAGACGUUGAAAGAGGCCGCACAGUCAAGGGCUGGAAGCCUCGUCGUUUUGGUGGUGGUCUAGGUGGUCGAGGAUACUCCAAAGCUGCACCUCCCCAGCCUAGAGGGCCUGGGUUCGGAACCGGUUUUGGUGGACGCGACGGCUUCCGUGGAGGAUUUCAGGGCCGUGGAAGAGGGGGAUUCCCACCUGGCCGUGACCGCGGCUUCCGAGGAGGAGCUGCUGGCGGAAGUGGUGGAGACUUUGGCGGUCCCAGCCGUGAUCGUGGCUUUGGUCAGCAGAAUGGGUUCAACCCGCCCCCUAACGCCCCGGCUGGUCCUAACUGGGCUGGACGUCGCGGAUUUAGCGGAGGCGAUAAGGAUCGCGGUGGACCAGGUGGUGGUGGGUAUGACUCGCGCAACGGCAGUCGCUCAUAUGAUGAUAGAUCAGGCGGACAUCGUGACGGAGGUAGAUUCGGCGAUCGUGACCGCCGAAGCGGCGCUAACUUUGAGCCGGUUCGUGGCGGACGAGAGUAUCGCGACUUCGACCGGUCGAGAGAAGACGACAGCCGAAAACGUGGCUUUGAAGGCAACUACGAGGAUCCACGAAAACUACGACGUUACUAA